UUAUGAUACUUUUAUUAGCAACUACUUUGACAUCCUUCGGCGUGCGCUCAACCAAAAGAAGCCGCUAUGGUCAUGGUGAAGUUUUCAUCAACAUUAAGCGCCGCUCUGUGACAUCCUUUGAGAUGUUUCGGCAAACAAGUCCGACUCGGAAGCAGAAUUCAGUGAAAAUGACCUGCUUGUGCCAUUGACAUUAGCUCCGCUGGGUGCCGCUGUGUUUGAAAGAAAGCAGCUCUUGGGUUUGACAUUUGAUCCGCCGACCUUGCACUACUCCGAAAUCCGGCAGCGUUGGGUUUGGUAUGCAAUCGGUUUCGAAGAGCUGAGAUGAAGAGGGUUCUACUCGUGUCUAUGUUGGCGACGUUGGUGUGCACAUUGGUGGUCGCGUCGGUACUAGUGCCGCCCUGCAGAGCUGCACGAACCCUGCGAGACUCAGAUAGGAUCUUGACCGAAGCACAAGAUGAAUUUGAGAGGCGAUCAUCGAACUGGAAUGGACUAGAGUCUGGUCACGAUAUGGUGUCAACGUUUACAAACGCCGGCAAGAAAAAGGAAUGGGUUCGCUUCCGAAAGGAGCUAGUGAGCAUAGAAUCUGACUAUGGGGAUACCGUUGCAGUAGCAAACCCCAGUCCAGUGUUCGAUCCCACUGUCCCAUGAUCAAGUUUUACAGGCCCGUGAAUUACUGAGGCGCCGAGACAGAAGGAGGAGGCUAUGUAAGACCCCGAAUCCAAUGGUUGGACGAGCCGGCAGGAUUGCGUGGUGAUGUUCCGCACUGAGACCAGCUUCUGAAUCCAUGUCCACGAAAUCAUGGACUCUGUCGAUCCAUCGAAGCGGCCACCACCAGCGGUCUCGCUAGUGUACCAUUAUCUAACCCAGAAGACCAUUCUUACUGAUCCAAGUUGCAGGGGUUUUAUUCUCCUAGACAGUCGGAGCUCGCAUCGUGACACUGAUUUUUCUAGGCGUGGUCCCUACCAUCGUUUGUAUGCACACAACAUCAUCAACGCAACACAGAAUUCGGCUUGUGCGCAACCGUUUUCACCGCAAGCAAUCCACCGACACAACUGGUGGCCUCUUCCGACGCCACAGCUUAAAAAUACUUCGACCAGUGGAUGAAUGGAUUGUUGCUGGAUUAUGGAUGAGUGGAUGGAUGCAUAUGUAGUGGAUGUACGAAAUUAGUUGCAGAGGCUACAUAGUCGCUCAAGUAUGUACAAGUUGUGACAAAUAAAACUGUAAUUCUGCCUUGUGGAUUUAGCAUUAAA
Molecule: messenger RNA, 1250 nt
Organism: Physcomitrium patens
Lineage: Eukaryota; Viridiplantae; Streptophyta; Bryopsida; Funariales; Funariaceae
Source: RefSeq, a predicted model, not a curated record